UACCAAUAUAUGUGUGUGUUUGGAGAGAGACUCAUCGGAGAGAGAGAAAGCGAGAGCGAUCUGGCGAUACACUUGCUAAUUGCUAUGCCCAGUCAGCCAGUAAGGAGCUGUAGGAGGCAGUCUUCUCCUCUCAUCUCUCCCUUCUGACGCUAACAUCUUCAAAUUUCAACCUCAGAAGAGAGGCAGAUACAGAGAGAGGUUUCCGACGGCGAUCAGCGGUGAGCUGCUCUGUUGAUAACUUGUUCUAAGUUAGAGGCGGCAAACAUUGAGGAAUAUUGAUCGAGGAGGAGCAGGAGGACGACGACGACGACGUUCUCUCUGGUAUGCUAUGAUUAAUUUCUCUGAGAAAUCAAUGGAGAGAGAUUUUGAGAGGGAGGAGCAGACCGGACAGACUGAUACAACUGCUUCAGAUAGAACUCACACCGUUGUGUUGGAUAUUGAGAGCCUUACACAACCCUCAGAUAGAAGCUCCGGAAGCCCCAAAAUGACAGGAGCGCUCUCAAGAAAAUGGUUUUAUCGAGCAGAGCGAUUGAUGAAUACUGACGAGGAAGACACGGAUGAGCCACCAAAGAAACUUCUGGUGAAAGUGAACUCUCAGCUGGAACCGUUGAAGAAGUCACUGAUCACCAUAAAAUCGUUUGGGUCAACCUCAACCGUGCUUACAGGCACGAAUCGCUUUAUGGCCAUUAACCCUCGAAAGAUCCUUUUCAUAUUUGCGACAGUGUCCAGUAUGGGUACAUUAAUCCUCAUAUACUUCACACUGGCCAUUAAUAGAACAAUUUGACAAACCGUGGACGGAAUGGAGCAUAGCAUAGCGUAGAACGGGCAUAUGAUCGAAUCGAGGAGGCACGUUCUCUCUCUCUCUCUCUCUCUCUAUCCUGUCAAUCUCCGAUAUUACCUUUCUUGGUAGCUGUGGUGCUGGGGAUAACUACAUUCAUGAAGCAUGAUCCUCCAUGCUGCAGUCUCAAUCUUCGUCUACUAAGGGUUGAUCCCUCGUCUCUUCUCUUCUCUCUCUGCCAAUUGAGACCAAAUACGUAUCUCAUUGUUGCUGUUGAUCCAACGUUUUCAGCUCACCAACUCUUUCAGUUGGUGUCAGCGCAGCUACCUGAUUGAGUUACGUACCAUCUCAUGCGGUUAAUUUUUGUUCUGAUUCUUGCUUCCCAAGCAACCCUGUUUUGUACAUAAUAAAAUCUACUAGGAAUUUACCAGAGUUUUUUGUAUUCAAGGUUAACAUGCAUGUAAAUUAAUUCGGGUGUUUAAACCAAUUCAAAUAAUUAUUGAUCGACGUUCAUUUU
This is a messenger RNA of Malus domestica (apple), 1295 nucleotides long. RefSeq lists its product as uncharacterized. The record is from RefSeq and is a predicted model, not a curated record. Lineage: Eukaryota; Viridiplantae; Streptophyta; Magnoliopsida; Rosales; Rosaceae.